CAGCGAUUCCCCCUUGCCUCUCCCCCUCACCCAGCCCCGAAUGUUAACUUUCACAACAACUCUUCUACUGCUAACCGUCAUCCUCGUGUGUCUCCCGGCCGAGACAUACGCGUUUGGCGCAGGUGACAUCCCGGAUUUCGCAUACCUCAACGGCAAGGCAUUUCGUCAUGGUGAUAUCGAGAACGUGCUCUCUGAGCUGGUGAAAGCGGUCGGUCACAGCUCGGGCGGCCAUGGCGGAGGUAUUCUUGGCUUUGCGAAGAAGGUCUUGAAGGAAGCGAGUGGCGGACAGAAGUUCUCUGGCACGGAUGUGAAGCGUGUCUACUUUGGCAACUGGCUGCGCGACUUUUCGCAGGCGAUGGAUAUUGCUGGUCUGAGCAAGCUCUCCGCCGACACCAUUGUCCUCGUCGUCUCCGUCCUUGGCUUUGUUGACUUUGGCUAUGCCACGCGCGAGUUCGAGGUUACUGCCGACCGUCUGGGUGUCUACCUUCCGACGGAGCACAUUGACAACCCCAAGGGUUACGCUGAGGCUGAGGGCGAUGCUCGCCAGAUCCACCCGAAGCUGCGCCCGCCUGUCGAUGAACGCGAGCUCGAGAUUGACGAGCGUACUGGCAUGAAGAAAUACAUGGCCACCGAAGGCGAGAGCUGGGAUACCUCCACCGCUCUCAUCCGUCGCGUCUUCCGCGAGUGCAUCGAGCGUGGCCGCCGCGCCGAAGGCAACGACAACGAGGACCUCUGGGAGGCCUUCCGCCUCCUCGGCACUGGCAUGCACACCCUCGAGGACCUCCUCGCGCACAGUAACUGGUGCGAGAUCGGCCUGCGCAAGCUCGGCCACGAAGAGGUCUUCUGCCACGUCGGCGACAACGUCCUCGUCAACGCGCCCAACGGGGAGCGCGUCCCGCCGCUCAUCACCGGCACGUUCGGCAGCGCGGACUUCAUGCACUCGAUGCUCGGCGAAGCGACGGACAAGCUGAGCCAGUCGAGCGUGACGGAGAUCACCCACAAGAUGGACGACGCGAAGAAGGGGGACAAUGCGAAUAUCGACGUAAUCAAGGGUCUGAUUUCGAAGAUCUCCGGCGGUGGCGGCGAUGAUAAGAUGCAGAAGGGUGAGGAGAUGAAGGCAAAGUCGGAGGCGUACAACUUCGACCCGGACAACAUUGCCCCGCCGGAGGUCCAGCAACAGUUCAAGGAGCUGUUGAUCUGGCGCGAUGACCUCAUGCGCGACUUCGCGGAGACCAUUGAGAAGAUCCCGGGCCUAGACGAGCUCCUCGAGCAGCUCAGCAACGCCCUCAACGCCUACGUCUACACCGUUCUGGCGCCCUACAUCACGCCCAUCAUGGAGCAGGUCACCAGCGUGCUCGGCGAGGGCAGCAAGGCCGUCAUCGACUCCGACGAUCAGUACAAGGUCUUCGACGACGCCAACGCAUCCGACCCCUCGCACAGUUUGCUCUCCAAGGACCACUUCAACCUCAUCCUCAACGAGCCCGCGGGCAAGAUCGCCCAGGUCGUCGUCGAGAACACGGUCAAUGAAAUCGUGCAGGCGUGGGCGGACAACAGCGAUCCGGACCAGGUCAUUGACAGGAUUCUGGAGGCCUUCCACCACCCGUACUACGCUACGGGCAACUCGGAGAUUCAGCGUAAGAUGUUCGAUACGCUCGAGCGCUGGUUCGGUGGGCUUGGCGAGGAGGGUCGCGAGAUCAUCCAGCUCCUGACCAAGGAAAGCGUCCGCGAGGGCAAGAACAUUCGUCCCGGCUCCGAGGGCACCGGCGGUGGAUGCGGCGGCCAUGGCCACGGCGGUGGCCGCAGCUCGGUGCAGCAGAGCUCUCAGCAGCAGAGCUACGGCGGUGCUGGCGGUUACUUCAGCGGCGGCGGCGACAACUACGGGUCGCAGAACACGUACUCCUCCUCCCGUCGUGACGACGACAACAGCGGUGGGUACGGAGGCGGCCGCCACGAGCAGAGCUACGGCUCCAGCCGCCGCGACGACAAUGACGGCGGCUACGGAGGCAGCACCGGCGGCGGCUACGGAGGCGGCUCCAGUGGCUACGAGCCCUCUUACGGCGGCCGCGAUGAGUCGAGCGGCUACGGCGGCCGCGACGAGUCCAGCGGCUACGGUGGAGAGAGCCGCCACGAAGGUGGCCACCAUGGCCGUCGUCACGACGAGGGCAACAGCUACAGCGGCGGUGGUGGCGGCGGGUACGGUAGCAGCCGUCGCGAGGACGACAACAGCUACGGAAGCAGCGGCGGCUAUGGCGGGAGUACUGGCGGCUAUGGCGGUAGCACCGGUGGAUAUGGUGGCGAGCGUCGCGAGGAGAGCGGCGGCUACGGCGGCAGCGGAGGCGGCUAUGGUGGUGAGAGCCGCCACGAGGGUGGCCACCACGGCCGCCGUCAUGACGAGGAUAGCUACGGCGGUAGCGGUGGUGGCGGCUAUGGCGGCGAGUCUGGCGGCUACCAGCCUUCAUAUGCAGGUGGCCGCGAGGAGAGCAGCUACGGAGGAGGCGGUGGCUACGGCGGCCGUCGCGACGAGGAUCGCGGCGGAUACGGCGGCGGAGGCUACCAGCCUUCCUACGGUGGUGCCGAGGGUGGUUAUGGCGGCUCGUCCGGUGGAUACGGCGGUGGAGGUGGAGGCUAUGGGGGCGAGGAGCGCCGUGGCGGCUACGGUGGCGGCGACGAGACCUUCGGUGCCGAACGCCUGAACCUGGAUGAUGAAGGCGAAGGUCGUCGUCAUCACGGUGGUCGGCACCAUGGUGGAGGCGAGGGAGGAUAUGGAGGUGGUGAAGGCGGUUACGGCGGCGGAGGUUAUGGUGGUGGGGAGGGAGGCUACGGAGGCGGUGGGUACGGAGGUGGUGGGUACGGCGGUGGAGGAGGCUACUGAACGGACACCUUGCACUCCAUCACGAACAAUAAGCUGGACGAAAGGACGGUGUAUAGCUUCUGGAAGUCGAAUCAAAUGUAAACGUACAUAGCUUGUAGUACUUUGUGACGCUAAGACGAUGGUUGCCAGUCUGUUGAAGAGCACCUCUCUUGCCGAUGGAUAUAACAUGGUUUCUGUUGGUGCUACAAUGUUGCCAGCGUCGUCGCCUCGUACAUGCAGCCCCAUACUUCAUGAACAGAACACGGUGGCUGUCCGCGG
This is a messenger RNA of Schizophyllum commune H4-8, 3130 nucleotides long. Its product is annotated as Het-C-domain-containing protein. The transcript is spliced from 11 exons. Lineage: Eukaryota; Fungi; Basidiomycota; Agaricomycetes; Agaricales; Schizophyllaceae. The record is from RefSeq and is a predicted model, not a curated record. The coding region runs from base 41 to 2872 and encodes 943 amino acids.